Ruditapes philippinarum (Manila clam) is the source of this 312-nucleotide messenger RNA. RefSeq names its product complement C1q-like protein 2. The transcript has a single exon. The coding region runs from base 1 to 312 and encodes 103 amino acids. Lineage: Eukaryota; Metazoa; Mollusca; Bivalvia; Venerida; Veneridae. The record is from RefSeq and is a predicted model, not a curated record. Gene Ontology annotation, molecular function: protein binding.
AUGUUUACCAAUGACGGGAAUGUGUAUUCACCGUAUACCGGGGUUUUCAUCGCACCAACCAACGGGACUUACUUCUUCACAUCGACGGUUAUAAGUCAUUAUGGACAAUACCUUGAGACGGAGAUUUGCCUGAACGGAAACAGCCUCGUUUAUAUGUAUUCUCAGGAUACUAAACAGGAACAAGGAACCAACAGCGUUGUUCUAGCAUUGAAAGGAGGCGACCGAGUAUGGGUCAGACAUCAAGGGACAGAAGGAAGUAAAGUGUAUGGUGGUCACUGGAGUAGUUUUUCUGGCUUUCAGAUAACCGGCUGA